Molecule: messenger RNA, 4683 nt
Organism: Populus trichocarpa (black cottonwood)
Lineage: Eukaryota; Viridiplantae; Streptophyta; Magnoliopsida; Malpighiales; Salicaceae
Product: protein NAP1
Exons: 23
Coding region: 203-4447 (1414 amino acids)
Biological process (GO): cell morphogenesis; cell projection assembly; cortical actin cytoskeleton organization
Cellular component (GO): SCAR complex
Source: RefSeq, a predicted model, not a curated record
CAAUUUUCUUUCUCCAUUAAAUAAAAAACACAAUCACUCAGCUCUCCUCCUCCUCCUCCUCCUCCUACCCCCAGCUCUCUCUCUAAAACCCUCUCCUAUUCCUCUUCAAAAGACUCAGAUCUGAAGCUUACGCCAUUAUUAACUCCACUCUCUAGUUUUCCAUUCCUGGAUUUGUGGUGGAGUUGAUAUAGUUAAUUAAUUAAUGGCAAAGUCGCGGCAGCAUUAUUCAACACACGAUGCAGCUCUUUCACCCACUGGUGUAAGAUCGAGGGAAUGGGAGGGUCCAUCGAGAUGGACUGAGUAUUUGGGUCCUGAUUUGAGUUCGCCAAUGGCAUCGAGGUUGUCUAGGAAUAAGGUAGGUUCAGAUGGACAGGUUCAGAGUUCGGGUGGUGGAUCUCAUAAGGGUUUGAAUUUGCAAUGGGUAGUUCAACUUACUGAAGUAGCUGAAGGUCUUAUGGCGAAAAUGUAUAGAUUGAAUCAAAUUUUGGAUUUCCCGGAUCCAGUUGGUCACUUGUUUUCAGAAUCGUUUUGGAAAGCGGGUGUGUUCCCGAAUUAUCCGAGGAUUUGCUUAUUGCUUUCUAAAAAGUUUCCGGAGCAUUUCAGUAAAUUGCAGCUUGAAAGGGUUGACAAGGUUGCUUUGGAUGCUUUGAAUGAUGGUGCAGAAGUUCAUUUGCAGAGUUUAGAGCCUUGGGUUCAGUUACUUCUUGACCUGAUGGCAUUCCGAGAACAAGCUCUGCGACUCAUAUUGGAUUUAAGUAGUACUGUUAUUACCUUGUUGCCUCAUCAGAACUCGCUUAUACUGCAUGCAUUUAUGGAUCUCUUUUGUUCCUUUGUACGUGUUAAUCUUUUAUCUGAGAAGAUACCAAGGAAAAUGAUGUUGCAAAUGUAUAACCUUCUGCAUGCCAUGUCAAGAAAUGACAGAGACUGUGAUUUCUAUCAUCGGUUGGUUCAAUUUAUAGAUUCUUAUGAUCCACCAUUGAAAGGGUUACAAGAAGAUCUAAAUUUUGUCAGUCCACGUAUUGGAGAGGUUUUAGAGGCUGUAGGCCCUAUCAUUUUCCUAUCUACAGAUACAAGGAAACUCAGAAAUGAGGGAUUCCUAAGUCCAUAUCACCCUCGGUAUCCAGAUAUACUAACAAAUUCUGCUCAUCCUAUGAGAGCCCAAGACCUAGCAAAUGUUACUUCUUACAGGGAAUGGGUGUUACUUGGAUAUCUUGUUUGUCCCAAUGAGCUGCUUCGUGUCACUAGCAUUGAUAUUGCUCUGGUCGUACUGAAGGAAAAUUUGAUACUUGCAGUAUUCAGGGAUGAGGUGAGUAGCACUGUCAAUUGUCCAGACGGUGUUCUCUGGUUACAAUGGCUGAUUUUUAUCAAAAUCUUGAACAUGCAGUAUGUACUAUUGCACGAGGAUUAUCAGUUAUAUGUUUUGCCUCAAAUAUUAGAGUCGAAGAAGAUGGCCAAAUCUGGGCGCACUAAGCAAAAGGAGGCAGAUCUCGAGUACAGUGUGGCCAAGCAGGUUGAAAAAAUGAUAAGUGAAGUGCACGAGCAAGCACUUCUAUCUUGUGAUGCCAUUCACCAUGAGAGGAGAAUAUUAUUAAAACAGGAAAUUGGAAGAAUGGUACUGUUUUUUACUGACCAGCCAAGUUUAUUGGCACCAAACAUCCAGAUGGUAUUCUCUGCCCUGGCUUUGGCACAGUCUGAGGUUAUCUGGUAUUUCCAACAUGUAGGAAUUGCAUCAUCAAAAUCUAAAGCUUCUCGAGCAGUACCAGUUGACAUAGAUCCAAAUGAUCCUACUAUUGGCUUUUUACUUGAUGGAAUGGAUCAUCUGUGCUGUCUUGUGCGGAAGUAUAUUGCAGCUAUCAGAGGCUAUGCAUUAUCAUACCUGUCUUCAUGUGCUGGUAGAAUCCGGUUUUUGCUGGGAACUCCAGGAAUGGUGGCUCUUGACCUUGAUGCUAGCUUAAAAGGGCUUUUCCAGCAGAUUGUUAAGCAUUUGGAAAACAUACCAAAACUGCAGGGUGAAAAUAUUUCCGCCAUCACAUGUGAUUUAUCUGAGUUUCGUAAAGAUUGGUUGUCAAUAUUGAUGAUUGUAACAUCCGCUAGAUCAUCCAUAAACAUAAGACACCUGGAGAAAGCUACUGUAUCUACUGGAAAAGAAGGAUUACUGUCAGAAGGAAAUGCUGCAUACAAUUGGUCCAGAUGUGUUGAUGAACUAGAAUCUCAAUUAUCAAAGCAUGGAAGUCUAAAGAAGCUGUAUUUCUAUCACCAGCAUCUUACAGCAGUCUUUCGGAAUACCAUGUUUGGACCAGAAGGGCGUCCUCAACAUUGCUGUGCAUGGCUUGGUGUUGCUAGUAGCUUUCCAGAGUGUGCUUCUCCAAUUGUUCCGGAAGAGGUAACUAAAAUUGGGCGUGAUGCAGUCCUAUAUGUUGAGUCUCUUAUUGAAUCUAUCAUGGGAGGAUUGGAGGGAUUGAUCAAUAUUCUUGAUUCCGAAGGAGGAUUUGGUGCCUUAGAGACUCAGCUUCUUCCAGAGCAGGCAGCUUUUUAUUUGAAUAACGCAUCCAGAGUUUCAAUUCCUACAUCAAAAUCUCCCAGGGGAGCAGUUGGUUUUCCAUUGCCCGGCCAUGAGAGUUAUCCUGAAAACAAUAGUGCUAUAAAAAUGUUGGAAGCUGCGAUGCAAAGGUUGACCAACUUGUGUUCAGUUCUGAAUGAUAUGGAGCCUAUAUGUGUUCUAAACCAUGUAUUUGUUCUGAGGGAGUACAUGAGAGAGGGCAUACUUGGCAACUUCAGGAGGAGAUUGCUUUCAGUAUUAAAAACUGACAAUGAUCUUCAACGGCCUUCUGUCCUAGAGUCCUUGAUUCACAGGCACCUGAGCAUUGUCCAUCUAGCAGAGCAACACAUCAGCAUGGACCUUACUCAUGGUAUUCGAGAAGUUCUACUAACUGAGGCCUUCUCAGGACCUGUGUCUUCUCUGCAAUUGUUUGAAAAACCAGCAGAGCAGCUUACUGGGUCAGCCACUGAAGUUGUCUGCAACUGGUAUAUAGAUAACAUUGUCAAAGAUGUAUCAGGUGCUGGGAUCCUUUUUACACCAAUCCACAAAUGCUUUAAAAGCACAAGGCCUGUCGGUGGAUAUUUUGCGGAAUCAGUCACUGAUCUCAGAGAACUACAAGCCUUUGUUCGUGUAUUUGGUGGCUAUGGAGUUGACAGGCUAGACAGAAUGAUGAAAGAACACACAGCAGCACUAUUGAAUUGCAUUGACACAUCAUUACGGUCAAACCGUGAAGUGUUAGAGGCUGUUGCAGGCAGCAUGCAUUCUGGUGACAGAAUAGAAAGAGAGGCAUGCUCGAGGCAGAUGGUGGACUUGGACACAGUGAUUGGAUUUUGCGUUGAGGGAGGACAAGCACUUGCUUUUGAUCAGCUUCUUGCUGAAGCUGCUGGGGUCGUGCUUGAUGAAGGUGCACCAUUGAUAUAUUCAUUACUUUCUGGGGUGGUUAAGCAUAUACCUGAAGAAAUACCUGAAAAGAAGGACAUUAGAAGAAUAAGAGGGGUGGCAAACAGUGUUAAUAUAGUUGGAGAUCAUGAUUCUGAAUGGAUCAGAUCAAUUUUGGAAGAUGUUGGGGGUGCAAAUGAUGGUUCUUGGACAUUGUUGCCUUAUUUAUUUGCCACCUUCAUGACAUCAAAUAUAUGGAAUACUACUGGCUUCAAUGUUGACACUGGGGGCUUCAACAAUAAUAUCCAUUGUCUGGCAAGGUGCAUGAGUGCUGUGAUUGCAGGAAGUGAGUUAGUGAGAUUGGAACGUGAACAUCAGCAGAGACAGUCUCUCUCUAAUGGUCAUCUUGGUGAGGCUUUGGAUCCUGAAAUACAUAGCCGUUUGUCUGCUGAAGCAAGUAUAAAGUCUGCAAUGCAACUUUUUGUCAAAUUUGCUUCUGGUAUUGUGUUGGAUUCUUGGAGUGAAGCUAAUAGAUCUCAUCUUGUUGCAAAGCUGAUUUUCUUGGACCAACUUUGUGAGAUCUCGCCUUACCUUCCAAGAAGCUCCCUCGAAGCCUAUGUUCCUUACGCAAUUCUCCGCUCAGUUUAUAGCCAGUACUACAUGAAAUCUCCAUCCAUGCCUCUGGCACUACUAAGUGUCUCACCCCACCAUUCACCUGCCAUAUCACUAUCUCACGCCUCUCCUGCAGCAAAGCAUCCUCGUGGGGACUCAACUCCACAGCAUAGCGGCAAUGACUCAGGUUUUUUUAAGGGAUCAUCAUCCCAUAGCCAGGAACACCUUUAUGAUAUGGAUAGUGGAAGCCUGCGCAGCAUGGACAGUAAACAUCGAAAUGUUCGCCGCUCCGGGCCUUUGGAUUAUAGUUCAAGCAGAAAAGUUAAAUUUGUUGAAGGCUCAACUUCAGGGAGCACAGGUCCGAGUCCACUACCGCGGUUUGCCGUGUCAAGAUCUGGGCCGUUAAUGUACAAGUAGAAAACGGUUAACAAUUGCAGGGUCGUGAGGGUUGAUAAAUUAUGAGCAUCUCAUCAAUCAUCAGUUAUAUAUAAUUGUUAAUCUAGCAGACAAGGUUGGCAUUAUGUAAAUGUCAUAAAUUCUUUGUUUUUAUCUUGUUCUUAGCCGUACUGCCCCUAAUCAUAUAAAUUAAUGUCCGCUGUGAGAGUUCAACGUGGUUAAUUUAAUUCCUCAGUCUGUUGAUCAGCAUUUCAAGA